UAUAAUCGGCGCAAAUUACAUUGAAUCGCCCUUUGAUGCUUACUGUGCAUGUGGGGGCCCCUUGCUUGUUUUAAUUCGAGAUAUAAAUGGGAAACAGCACGUUAUUUACCAUUAUUUUUGUGACAUAACCUCGCUUUAAUAACAGCGAUGUAUUUCACGAAAAUGGCUCUGAAUCGCUACUUGCUCCACUUUUCGUACAUCGGGACCCCUUUCAUGGGGGCUCAGAGGCAAGUCACCGGUCGAAUGCCCCGGCCCGAUGACCCCUCCACGGUCCAAGGGCAGCUCGAAAUGGCUUUGAAACGACUGAACCCGACUAACGACCCUGUCGUGUAUUUGUCUAGCAGGACCGAUUCGGGGGUCCACGCUUUAAAUUCCACGUGCCAUGUUGAUCUGUACCGCUCGAAUGAGCUCGAGUAUGAACCCAAAACUAUAACAAUCUGUCUCAAUCGAUACUUUGACAAAAAUGAAGUCCCCAUUCGUGUAAUUAAGACGUAUUGGGUCCCCCCGGAUUUCCACUGUCGACAUACUGCAAUCUCGCGGACUUAUCUCUACCGAAUUGCGAUCGCAAAGACUGGAGUAACGGAACAUGCGACCAUUCUCAAUUUAUUACCAAUUGAAGAAUACCAGCGUUGUUUAUUCUUUUACUGUGAUUCCUUCAAUAUUGACGAAAUGAAAGAGGCGGCUAAAGUGUUUGAAGGACUGCAUGAUUUUCGGACUUUUAUGGGGCGCGGGUCGCACGACCCCGACAAAAUCACUCGGCGAGUUGUUACCAGGGUUGAUGUUUGCGAUGGGAGGGCUCUAACUUAUAGUUCCUUUAGUUGGCCCCGAUUUGCGUCAGGUUCCGCUGAGAAUUACCAGUUUUACGAUAUUUAUGUCCAAGCGACUGGUUUUCUUUACCGCCAGGUGCGUCGCAUGGUGGCAUCGCUGAUAGCCGUAGGUCAAGGUAAAAAAACGCGUAGGGAGCUAAAGUUGAUGCUGGAAGUGCCGUCGCAUCGGAGUUGGGACGAGCGAAUAAAGACAGUGCCGGCGUACGGUCUGUACCUUUGCGAGGUGGAGUAUUCGGAUCGGCAUAGGUCCGCGUUUAGAGAGGGCUUGCAAGGGGGCCAAUAG
Molecule: messenger RNA, 1110 nt
Organism: Tribolium castaneum (red flour beetle)
Lineage: Eukaryota; Metazoa; Arthropoda; Insecta; Coleoptera; Tenebrionidae
Exons: 5
Coding region: 148-1110 (320 amino acids)
Biological process (GO): tRNA pseudouridine synthesis
Molecular function (GO): RNA binding; pseudouridine synthase activity
Source: RefSeq, a predicted model, not a curated record